UUAUUAUGAAUGACUGCUUUGAUUGCCCCCGACCGCUCAGGGGGAGAAUGAAAAACUCCUCUUGGAGAUCCUCCGCGCUGCCAACUCGAGAUGGAGCUCCCCGGGAAGUCUCGGAGAGAUGCGACGCUGUGUUCCAUACCAUCUAUCUCUGAGAAGAGGACUCCUGUUGGCCCUUCUUGUGGGUAUUGGAACUCUCGUGUACUUCGCCAUAAUCCUCGAUGCCACCGGUACCAUCCAAGAGUCCUGGGGACUCCAGAGGAGCACACCGCCUCAAGUCACAUUUGAAUGUCCAUCGGACCCAGUUUUCCCUUUUAAACUCGGUAGAGACUCAGCUCAUUGAUGUUACUUUCUCCUGGGUCGCAUAGGAGGAUCCAGCUCUAUCCUCUCCAACAUUCACGGAUCUUCGGCACAACUCCGCUUGGAUGCUAGGGUGUUGGUGUUCGUGGAAACUCCCUACUCCAAACUCGGCAAACUAAUAACUGAAACGCUCGAGGCAGCGCGCAUCCGGUAUCGAAGUGAGGUCUCGACGCGGACUCUGCCAACUUUGACCAAUAUCGACCGAGGUCGUUUCGCCGUGAUCGUUUUCGAAAAUCUCGACCGCUACCUCUCAUUGCACAAAUGGAACCGGGAGCUGCUGGACAAAUAUGCCCGGGAAUAUUCUGUUGGAAUAAUCGGGUUUCUGAAACCGACGACGGAUCCGCAUCCCCGUCUGGUUACUUCCCUGUCUCUGAAUCUGCAAGGGAACGUAUCGUCAGUUUUCGAUCCAUUCCUCAACCCAUUAUCUCCUGUCCUCCGUAUGUGUCGGGCUGGGGAUCAUCUGGGCGAAUAUCCAGGAGAAUGGACUUUGAUGUCAAGCAAUCAUUCAACCUAUACUCCCGUAAUGCAGGUCAGGGCGCUCGGCAAUGUGAACCCGAUGGGUGCGGUUAUGCAAGAUGAAGGGCUUCGCGAUGGAGUUCGCCGGAUACUGUUCGGAUCAGGGUUUUCAUCCUUCUGGUUGUUGAAACUCAUAUUCCUCGACAGCAUUUCUUAUUUAUCGCACGGAAAACUCUCGCUUCCUCUGGAGAGGCAUAUAUUGAUUGAUGUAGACGACAUUUUUGUCUCAGAGAGAGGGACUCGUAUGCGUCCGGCGGAUGUUGAAGCCCUCAGAGCCGCUCAAUCGAGACUACGUGAAAUGGUUCCGGGUUUCCAAUUCAAUUUAGGGUUCUCCGGACGGCACUUCCAUCGUGGUUAUCCGAUAGAGAAUCGAGGCGAAGACCUUUUGUUGACGUACUCGAACGAGUUCUGGUGGUUCUGUCAUAUGUUCGGUCAUACUCAAGCUCAUCUUUAUGAGAAUGAAACGAUUCUCGAGAACGAAAUGCGUCUGAAUCGAGAGUUCGCCCUUCAGAAGGGAAUUCCCGCCAACCAACACUAUUCGGUCGCUCCGCACCAUUCGGGCGUUUAUCCGAUCCACGAGCCGCUCUAUGACGCCUGGCAGAAAGUCUGGGACGUAAAAGUCACCUCGACCGAGGAGUAUCCUCACCUGAGACCGCCACGGCUCCGCCGAGGCUUCGUUCAUCGUGGAGUAAUGGUUCUUCCAAGACAAACCUGUGGGCUUUACACCCACACGAAUUUCUACGAGAAAUACCCUGGCGGCAAGGAGAAACUGGAGAACAGCAUUCAUGGCGGCGAGCUGUUCUAUCAAUUCGUGUUCAAUACAAUCAACGUGUUCAUGACACAUUUUUCUAAUUAUGCCAACGACCGCCUCGCGCUGUACACCUUCGAGACGGCCAUUCGGUUCGUCAAGUGUUGGACGAAUCUGCACUUGUCAACCAUUCCACCUCUUCAGCUAGGCGAGAAGUAUUUUGCCAUGUACCCGGACGAGGUGAUGCCUCUCUGGGGGAACCCUUGUGAUGACCCCCGGCACCAGGUGAUUUGGAGUCGGAACAAGAGCUGUUCUCAGUUGCCAAACUUCCUGGUCAUUGGACCCCAGAAGACGGGCACAACGGCUUUGUAUUCUUUUCUGAAGGAGCACCCGGCAAUCGAGUCGAAUACGAAUUCACCUCAGCAUUUUGAAGAGGUGCAGUUCUUCAACAACGAAAAAAGUUACCUCAACGGCAUCGAUUGGUACCGUGGAUUCUUCCCGCUGUCUAAUGACUCUCAGGUCUUACUCUUCGAGAAGAGCGCUACUUACUUCGACAACGAAAUGGCUCCGAAGAGAGUCCAUGCUCUGCUGCCGAAGGCGAAACUGGUGGCGAUCCUGACGAAUCCUGCCAAAAGAGCCUACUCCUGGUAUCAGCACCAGAAAGCCCACGCAGAUCCAACGGCGCUUCAAUAUUCUUUCCUCGAAGUUGUAUUGGCGAAUGAAACAUCGCCGAAAGCUCUCCGAGAUCUUCGCAGUAGAUGCUUGCAGCCUGGCCUAUACGCUGUGCAUCUGCAGCGCUGGCUGAGCUUCUUCCCGAACAAUCAGCUUUUCAUCAUCGACGGCGACGAACUUCGACACAAACCAGUGGAAGUUAUGAACAAGUUGGAGCACUUUCUGCAGGUCACACCAUACAUGGACUACCAAUACCACCUGGAAUUCGAUCCCCGGAAAGGAUUUUUCUGCUCGAAAAUCGAUGGCAAACGCAAGUGUCUCGGAUCCAGUAAAGGUCGCAAGUAUCCUGAAAUGUGUCCGCAGUGUGCGACCGCACUAAAAGAAUUCUAUCUUCAUUACAAUGUGCAACUGUCAAAACUCUUAGGCCAGUUGAAGAUAGUAGCUCCGAAUUGGCUGAGAGAGGAGCUUACCAAAGGCUGAGGAGGUUCCCGGCUCUGACCUCAAUGUUGUUGUCUGUUGAUUAGACUGAAAAUGAGCGUUGUAUGUGCAAAACUUAAUGCGAAACGACUUAAUUUGUGUAAAUAUAAUAUACAUUGUACGAGACUCUGUGAGAAAAUCAUGAGUGAUUUAGCCUUUGUGUAAAUACGCGAUGCGUGAUACCGCAGUCUUUCCUCGGAGACGAUCAUUGUAGAAGAGAACUGGGGCGAGCGAGCAAGGAUGAGAUUCUGAACGACUGUAGUUUCACGGUCCGACAGUAAGCGUGAGGCAUUCCUUGCGAGCUGACACUAAAUGAGUUUGUGUCGAAGAUCUACUCCCCCCACAUGGUGGAAUAACUUUACCGCGGUCUUUCAACUUUUCAACGCCGAAGUUCUCUCCCACCGGUGAGCUCCCUGCCGACGUCGGCAGCCAGAACGAUUCUGAAGCAUCGGAGCUCCAUCCGGAGCGCAGAUUCUUCGGGUCCUCGACUAGCUGUCGCUCAUGCUCCACGACUCUCGGGUGCCGUUGAGAUUGAUUCAGGGUCGAGCUCGCCACUAGGUGCGCUCGGGAGCGAGACGUCUAAAUCUGGACAAUUAUUAUUGAUGAAUACCGACUGCGACUCAACUGUCCAAGUCAUAUCCGGUGAUAUCUGGCUAUUUCUCCCGAGUUUGCCGAGGCUGUUUACAUUGUAGUUUUUCAUCGAUCAAUCAAUCAAUCUAUGAAUCAAUCAAUCAGUCGAUUGACGAACUUGUUUACCGGACGAUGCUGUCAUUUUCCUCGUUUGGUCAAAGAUCAUCCGAAUGAAUUUCUCGAGAGAGAUCUAAUAAAAGCGUGAAAGC
Galendromus occidentalis (western predatory mite) is the source of this 3609-nucleotide messenger RNA. RefSeq names its product N-deacetylase and N-sulfotransferase sfl (gene sfl). The transcript has 14 exons. Gene Ontology annotation, molecular function: heparan sulfate N-sulfotransferase activity; deacetylase activity; hydrolase activity. The record is from RefSeq and is a predicted model, not a curated record. NCBI's taxonomy places the organism in Eukaryota, Metazoa, Arthropoda, Arachnida, Mesostigmata, Phytoseiidae. Gene Ontology annotation, cellular component: Golgi apparatus.